Molecule: messenger RNA, 414 nt
Organism: Prorocentrum cordatum
Lineage: Eukaryota; Dinophyceae; Prorocentrales; Prorocentraceae
Source: the annotation of a GenBank genome assembly
CCGCCCCUGCACAUGCUCCGGGCCAUCCUGCUCGCGGCGCAGCGGGCGCAGCAGCAACUGCGCGCGGACCCCUCGCUGUCGCGCGCGGGCGCCGCCGCGGCGGAGGGCGAGGCGGCCCCUGGCCCCGUGCCGCAGCUGGGCCUGGGCCGCUCGAGGGAGCUGGGCUCGCUGCUGGAGGCCCUGCCGCUGGCAGCCCUGCAGCGGUCGCUGGAGCUCCACCUGGCGGGGCUGCCGGCCGCGCCCACGGAGGCGCCGCUCGCGCCCUUCGCGCAGCAGACGCUGCUGCUCGGCCGGGCCGUGCUCGCCGGCGCGCUGGAGAGCAGCAUGGCCGCGGCAGCGGCCGCCGAUCGUGCAGCUGGUCUGCGUGCUCUUGGAGAAGGGGCUCGGGAAGAAGACCGAGGAGGGCGAGGAUGA